AGUUAAAAAUGGCGAGCCGUCUCGUUCAUUUCCGACCGACGGCGAGACUUCGGUGGCUGUCUACAGCAACAGAAAGGGCAACGGCAACGGCAACGACAGCGACAACGGCUGUGACCCAAGAUACAGCAACGGCUGUGACCAAAGACAAGCCUAAUAUCUCUCUGUUCAGGAAACUGAAGGAGCUGAAUAUUGGACCAGGCUCAGACGCUAAUGUUUCAGUGGUUCUAGAUGAAUGGGCCAAUGAAAGUCAGGCUAAACGAUUCGAUGUUGCUAGACAAAUCAAUUUUCUCCGAUUCCGCAAACAUUACCAUCUAGCCCUCCAGCUAUCAGAAUGGCUGGAGAGCAGCAAGAUUGAGAUGAACAAUGCUGACCGAGCUGUGCAGAUUGACCUUCUUGCAAAAGCUAAGGGUAUUGCUUCAGCUGAAGUUUAUUUUGAUGGUCUUCAGGGAUCUGCAAAAACAAACAAAACUUAUGGAGCACUUCUUAACUGUUACUGUAAGGAGAAAAUGUUGGAUAAGGCUGUCCAACUCUUUGCCAAGAUGAAGGAGCUGAAUUUUACUUCCACUCUGAACUAUAACAAUGUGAUGUCUUUAUACUUGAGCAGUAACCAGCCCGAACAAGUCCCUCUGCUUGUGCAAGAAUUGGAGCAGAAUAAACUUAAAGCAGAUAAAUAUACUUGCAAUCUGUUGAUUAACAGCUAUGCUUCCUCAAAUGAUAUAAACGCAGCGGAGGAAGUUCUUGAAAAGAUGAAGAAAGAUAAGGUAAAGUAUGAUUGGUUCACUUAUGGGAACCUAGCAACUAUUUACGUCAAUGCUGGACUUCUUCCCAAGGCCAAAGAAAUGAUAGGAGAGAUGGAGAAAUUUGAAAAUGUGCGUGAUCGUGAGUUUUUCCAUAUGCUAAUCAACUUGUAUGAGCUUAUGUCUGACUUGGCUGGGGUUCAUCAUGUGUGGAACUCCCUCAAGUCAGUUUUCCCCUCCCCCAGUAACACUAGCUAUCUCAUCAUGCUGUUGGCUCUGUUUAAAUUGGGUGACCUGGAAAACCUGGAGAAGUAUUUUAGAGAGUGGGAAUCUCAAUGCUCAUUGUACGAUGUCAGACUAUUCAAUGUGGUCUUGGAAUCUUAUCUUAAUAGGAACAUGAUUGGGGAAGCUAAUGCUCUCUAUGAAAGUAUGGUGACCAAAGGAAUUGAUCCCACCUUAGCGACACUGAAUAUUUUCACAAUCUACCACAUUAAGAAUGAUCAGAUUGAUUCGGCUCUGAAGUAUCUGGAGAUGGGUGCAUGCAAGACAAUCCCAGAGGAACAUAGGUGGUUUCCUACAGAUGAGACUAUCAAAUUGUUUUUAGAAUAUUUUGAGAAGAAAAAUGAUGCGACUAGAGCUGAGAAGUUUUGUAACAGCAUGAAGAAGAUUGGUCGUCUUGAUUCUACCGUUUAUGCAUCUCUGCUUUCCAAAAGUUGAUGACUAGAUCACUGCAUCGAAGUAUAGAGGUGUUUCUGAUUUAAAUAUGGCAGUGAGAAGAGGCCUUGACAAUUUGAUAUUUUAUACUGGCCUAAUUCAAGUCUUGCAAGGAAAUCGAGUUUAUGUUCACAAAUGCUAUUGUGCGAAGCAAAGCUGGCCUGUACUGAAACCUAAACUAUGGUGGUGUAAGACCCCCGUGUGCACGCCGCGGGGGGGGGGGGAAUCUAAACUGUGGUCGAACGCAGUUAUUAUCACAAUGAGCAAUGUCGAUUCCCUUGUAUAUUUGUACGUAGGACAUUAGUUCUCCAUAUUCUGAUCAACUUGCCUUUUCACUUCAGCGUUCUUUUCUUGGUGUUC
Coffea eugenioides is the source of this 1811-nucleotide messenger RNA. RefSeq names its product pentatricopeptide repeat-containing protein At4g01990, mitochondrial-like. Lineage: Eukaryota; Viridiplantae; Streptophyta; Magnoliopsida; Gentianales; Rubiaceae. Gene Ontology annotation, cellular component: mitochondrion. The transcript has 2 exons. The coding region runs from base 9 to 1454 and encodes 481 amino acids. The record is from RefSeq and is a predicted model, not a curated record. Gene Ontology annotation, molecular function: protein binding.